This is a messenger RNA of Diachasmimorpha longicaudata, 1425 nucleotides long. RefSeq lists its product as uncharacterized. Bases 1 to 1296 code for a protein of 431 amino acids. The transcript has 5 exons. Gene Ontology annotation, molecular function: flavin adenine dinucleotide binding; N,N-dimethylaniline monooxygenase activity; NADP binding. NCBI's taxonomy places the organism in Eukaryota, Metazoa, Arthropoda, Insecta, Hymenoptera, Braconidae. The record is from RefSeq and is a predicted model, not a curated record.
AUGGAUAUGGAGAUUGGUGGGGGAGGGCAUAAAAAAAUACGGGUGUGUGUCAUUGGCGCUGGAGCCGCUGGUUUGUGCGCAGUUCGACAUCUUUCUAGUGAUCUAGCGCACUUCGAGCCCGCUAUUUUUGAAUUAUCCGACAAGGUGGGAGGGACUUGGGUCUACGUCGAGGAAACUGGAAACGAUGGCUAUGGUGUGCCCAUUCACUCCAGUAUGUAUAAAAAUUUGAGAACCAACUUCCCGACCAAAUUGAUGAACUUUCCGGAUUACCAAAUAAUGAAUCAAACCCGUCCAAGUUGUGGUACCCACCAACAGAUCCUGGAUUAUCUCAAUGCUUACGCCGAUCACUUUGCAAUCCGCCGAUUUAUUCAGUUCAAUACAAUGGUCGAGUGCGUUCGACCGAUAGUCAAUGGACUUUGGAGAGAAACCACGUGGAGGGUUGCAAUUAGAAAUCUCAAGACUAAGGCCCUGGAGGAGAGGGUGUUUGAUGCUGUUAUGGUUUGCAAUGGUCAUUACUCAGUUCCGAAAGUUCCGAAAAUAACUGGAAUCGAGACAUUUACGGGGUGUGCUAUGCACAGUCAUCAAUACAGGAAGCCAGAUAUUUAUGAGGGAAAAACGGUUAUUGUCCUCGGAGCCGGUCCGUCUGGCAUCGACAUUGGCAUUGAGAUCGCCAGUCGGGCUAAUUUCGUUUAUUUGAGCCACAAUGGCCCCAGAUUAGAGAGCCCAUUACUGACAAAUAUGUCACAAGUCAUGGGGGUGAAAUCCAUCGAUGGAAAUAAAUUCACUCUGAAAGACGGAACUGUUCUGACUGCCGAUGCCCUUCUGUACUGUACAGGAUACGAAUUCGCAUUUCCGUUUUUACAUGAGGAGUGCAAAGUCAGGGUUGAUGAUAAUUUUGUUACUCCACUGUGGAAGCAUUUGAUUAAUAUUGAGCAUCCCAAGAUGUGUCUUGUGGGAUUACCCUCGAGAGUCAUUCCUUUUCCGCUGUUUCAUCUGCAGAUCUUAUUUUUCCUGAGUUUAUUAAAAGGCCGGAUUGACCUGCCUUCCAAAGACAUUAUGCUCGAGGACACGAGGCCUUACAAUGAAAAACGUCAUGGACACGUCCUGGGAAAUCGCCAGUGGGAGUACAAUAAUCAAUUAGCCACUCUGGCUGGUAUCAAUACACUCCCGGAAUUCUACGAGAAUGGAUACACCCAGUGGAACAUUCAGAAGACCAACAAUCUCCUCAAGUACAAAGAUGCGGAAAUUGUCAUUGCAGAGGAUGGGAAGACUGUGCGUUUCGUAAUGACAAAGUGAUAAAGAUAAAGGCCAAAGUACGCGCUCGAAAAAAUGGAAAUAAUAAGGGAAGUACAAUAUUUUGAUGAUCUAAUGUGAUAAUGGCGAUAAAUUGGAGAUAAUAAAAUUCCAUUCCUUGAAUUAUGAAAA